GCUAGGCUGAUGGACCUGGGCGCCAGCCAGUCUCUCCAUGGUGUGUGAAAGUGGGUGGUGCGGUGCAGGCAGCGAGUGUUGCUCAGCGACAGGCAGGAGACAGCAGGAAGGAAAGGCGGGUUCAACGAGUUUGUUACGAAGGAAGCAGUAGAAGGAGGGGGAGCUGCCUGCCCACGGUUCACAGUAUCCGCCUAGAGCCACACACGCUCGUGCUGCGCCUGCGCAGAAGAAGGAACAGGAUUGGUCUAUGGGGCGUCCUCAACUUGUUUCAACCAAUCCAGAUGGGCAGGGGGUGGGUCCUGACUCUCACUGGCUGGCGCUGCGUCUGCGCGCGGGUUUCGUUGUACCUCAGCUGUUCGCGCGUGUAGUUCGAGCUAGCGUCAUGGAGUCAGGGUUGAUUGGACGCUUAGCCCGACGCCUGGGCCUCACUGAACCCGAUGUGCUUAGAAAAGCAGAGGAAUAUUUGCGACUGUCCCAGGUGAAGUGUAUUGGUCUAUCUGCACAUAUCACAGAAACCAGUAAUGCAGUCAUGUGCCUGGACCUUGCUGCUUCCUGGAUGAAAUGCCCCUUGGACAGGCCUUAUUUAAUUAAACUUUCUGGUUUGAACAAGAAGAUGUAUCAGAGCUGUCUUAAAUCUUUUGAGUGUUUACUGGGCCUGAAUUCAAAUGUUGGAAUAAGAGACCUAGCUGUACAAUUUAGCUGUACAGAAGCAGUGAACAUGGCUUCAAAGAUACUGCAAAGCUACGAGUCCAGUCUUCCCCAGACACAACAAGUAGAUCUUGACUUGUCCAGGUCACUUUUCACCACUGCUGCACUACUUACAGCAUGCAAGAUUCUAAAGUUAAAAGUGGAUAAAAACAAAAUGGCAGCCACAUCUGGUGUAAAAAAAGCCAUAUUUGAUCGACUAUGUAAACAAUUAGAGAAGAUUGGGCAGCAGAUUGACAAGAGCGAACCUGGAAAUUUAUCUAGUCCACCCCAAAAGAAAAAGAAAAUAGUGGUUGAACCACCAGUAAAGGAACUAGAGAAAGUAGUAGAGAUCCCACAUACAUCUCAGAAAGAUGAAGAUCUGACACAGGAUUAUGAAGAAUGGAAAAGGAAAAUUUUAGAAAAUGCUGCCAAUGCUCAAAAGACUACAGCAGAGUGAUUGCAGUUUCUAGACUGGUAUGUGCUGCAAACCUAUAGUACACUCCCACUUCCAGGAAGAUUUUAGGACUUUGAAAUUUUGUUUGAACAAGGAUCCUAUUGCCUUUAUAGUAAAGAAGCCAGCACGAGGGCUGAGUUCUGUUCUGGGCUAUGUGCUGACUCCUGCCUGGCAACAUUAAAUCAACUACAGUGCCUCAGCUCGCCACAGGUCUCCACUCUCCCACAAAAUGUAAUUGGAGUGGUUUUGCUUUUCAAUUGUGUUAAACUAAAGGCAGUUUCCUGUUCUAUCUGGAAUAUAAAUUUCAGGGUGAAUGGAAUUUGACUGAUUCUACUCUUUUGGUUUGACUAAAUAUAUUGUACAACCUAAAUUAAUAAAUGUUAUUUUUGUAUAUACUCAGAUUGCAGUUGUCAUCAGUUUGGAAGAAUCCCUGUUAGGCCAGAAUCUGUCCAUUCUAGCAGGGGAAAAGACCAAGUUGCUGUACACUGAGCCUCACUGCUCAGUAACACCCAAGCUCAAGUCAGAUUUUGUAGGUUUAAAACCCUGCUCAGCUACUCACCACCUGUGAAACCUUGAGGUAAUUAACUUCCUAGACCUUGUCAAUAAAUUAGGAGUAAAAGUGGUAUUACCUCAAAGAAUAAUUUGGAGGAAUUUAUCAGAGCCUAAGGCUAGCAGAGAACCCACUAUGUGUAAAUAUUGAGUGUAGAGAAGAGCUCAAGACUUUAAUAAGCCUGUUUCUUCCUUUAUAAAAUAGAAUAUCUGCUUGCGAGGAUUAAAGUUAAUGCUUGCAAAAUGCAGGAUAUAAGCUAUCCACUAAAUAGUAGCUUUUGUUGUUAAUUUGAACUAAAAUGAAUAAGGGGAUCAUCCCUGUUUAUUUUCAAAACAUAAACAUCAUUUGUUGCCAAUAUUUAGAUUUCUAGCUUUGAGCCAAAAGCAUUGUGCUUGGCAAAUGCUUUACCACUGAGCUAUACCCCCAGCCCUCAUAAUCUUUUACUGUAAAAUUGUAGUAAAAUAUAGUUUUUCAUCUCAACCUUUAAGUGUACUGUUCAGCAGGAUGUAGUCACAUUGUUUUGCAACCAGUCUCCAGAAUUUUUUUCAUCUUACAAAACUGCCAAUUGAAUAAUUCCCCAUUAUUCCCUCUCCCAGCCCCCAGAAACAUUCUCUCUCUGAAUUUGGGUACUUCUGUAAGGUGUUUCUUUAAGAUUGAUUUAUUCCACUUGGCAUAAUGUCUUUAAGAUUUAAAAAUAAGUAGUGUUUACUAAGGUUACAUUUUGCAGUGUGUAGAUUUUAACCCAUUAAGUCCUGAGUUUUUCAAUCUGUGAACAUAAUAUUCAAAUAUUAUUUCAAAGUAACUAUAAGUGGUACAUUUAAUUUUCAG
Messenger RNA from Sciurus carolinensis (gray squirrel), 2519 nucleotides. RefSeq names its product origin recognition complex subunit 6 (gene Orc6). Bases 248 to 1144 code for a protein of 298 amino acids. Gene Ontology annotation, biological process: DNA replication initiation; DNA replication. The record is from RefSeq and is a predicted model, not a curated record. The transcript is spliced from 7 exons. Gene Ontology annotation, cellular component: nuclear origin of replication recognition complex. Gene Ontology annotation, molecular function: DNA binding. NCBI's taxonomy places the organism in Eukaryota, Metazoa, Chordata, Mammalia, Rodentia, Sciuridae.